Molecule: messenger RNA, 1716 nt
Organism: Parnassius mnemosyne (clouded apollo)
Lineage: Eukaryota; Metazoa; Arthropoda; Insecta; Lepidoptera; Papilionidae
Source: the annotation of a GenBank genome assembly
AUGUACAGGCAAAUCUUGAUAAGGUCUGAGGAUCGAGUGUGGCAACACGUACUAUGGCGUGAAUCCCCUUCCUUGCCUGUUCAAGAAUUUGACCUUCGUACGGUCACAUACGGAGUCAAAAGCUCGCCGUACUUAGCAAUACGAACAUUACAUCAAUUAGCUACAGAUCACGGUGAUCAGUUUCCUCAUGCUGCUGAAGCUCUUCGGCAUCAUACUUAUAUGGACGAUAUUACUACAGGUACUUCCUCAGUCGAAGCAGCCUCUCAGCUUAAAGAAUAUUUAAUCAAUCUCCUUAAUUGUGCUCAGCUAGAUUUGCGUAAGUGGAGCAGUAACAGCCCUUUAUUUCUUCGAUCGUUACCCAUGGAACAUUGUCAGUGUCCGAAGACAUUUUCUGAUGAUAGUUCAAUAAAGCUUAAGGUUUUGGGAGUUCAAUGGGAUCCUGAGGAAGACUAUUUCACUUACUCCGUCUCUCCUGUGAAUGUGGAGUUUACGAAACGUUCAAUCCUGUCCCACGUAGCUCGUAUUUAUGAUCCGUUGGGUUGGCUUUCACCUUUUAUUCUUUUCGCCAAACUACUUCUUCAAAACUUAUGGCGUAUUGGAUUGUCUUGGGAUGAAAUCAUUCCCGCCAAUCUGUGUGACGAUUGGGUUUCAUUUGUGUCUGACUUGUCUAAUAUAAAAUCGAUAAAAAUCCCUCGUAAAACCGUGAUUGACUUAGCAGCUACACACCAGCUGAUUGGGUUUUGCGAUGGAUCAACCAAAGCAUAUGGGUGCUAUGUCUAUCUUCGAUCAAGUAUCGAUGAUCAAAAACAAGUUUCUCUUUUGAUUUCUAAAUCUAAAGUGGCUCCGAUUAAGCCUCUAACAGUUAAUCGUUUGGAGUUGUGCGGUGCGCUCUUGUUAUCACGUACUCUCAAACACAUGCAAACUUUACUUAUUUCGAAAAUAAAUAUAUCUCAUAUUGUUGCCUACACUGAUAGCUUAACUGUAUUAGCUUGGAUCAAUACCGAGCCUUACAAACUGAAACCUUUUGUUGCACAUCGAGUAGUUAAAAUAACUGACGCAUUUGAACCUUCUAUCUGGAGGCAUGUCUCGACUCAGGACAAUCCUGCUGACUUUCCUAGCCGAGGUCUCUCGUGUGCAGAAUUGGUCAAUUGUACGCGAUGGUGGUCAGGACCAGAUUGGAUGCUUAGUGGUCCAGAUCACUGGCCAGCUCAAAGUCGGUGUGAGCCCCAAGAUGAGUUGCCAGAGUUCAGAACACGCACUCUGAUUGCUCAAUCUCGGGAAUCUGAUAAAGACAUUAUGAAGGUGUUAUUAAAUCGGUAUUCAUCCUUAUCGCGACUACAACGAGUAUUGGCAUGGGUCUUUCGCUUCAUUUCUAAUUCGCGCAAAGAACAAAGCCAACGCGAGAAAGGUCACUUGACUACGAAUGAGGUAAAGUGCUCUCUGCUUAGCCUUAUUAAAUAUGUCCAAUGGGGCAGCUUCAAUCAAGAGAUGUCUCAAUUAAAAUCGCAGGAGCCUCUACCUAAAUACUUACAAAAGUUGUCUCCGUUUAUUGAUAACCUAGGACUCAUGCGAGAGGGUGGACGACUUACUAAUUUCAAUUUACCUGAACACACAAAACAUCCAUAUUUGUUACCGAAACAAUCUAUUUUAUCUCAAUUAUUAGCUAUUAUCAUAAACGGUAUUUGCACUGUGGACCUCGCACGUUACAAUCUCUAA